Messenger RNA from Metarhizium album ARSEF 1941, 1050 nucleotides. Its product is annotated as Peroxisome membrane anchor protein Pex14p. The coding region runs from base 1 to 1050 and encodes 349 amino acids. Lineage: Eukaryota; Fungi; Ascomycota; Sordariomycetes; Hypocreales; Clavicipitaceae. Gene Ontology annotation, molecular function: signaling receptor binding. The record is from RefSeq and is a predicted model, not a curated record. Gene Ontology annotation, biological process: protein import into peroxisome matrix, docking. The transcript is spliced from 3 exons. Gene Ontology annotation, cellular component: peroxisomal importomer complex; peroxisomal membrane.
AUGGCAAUUCGCGAGGACUUGGUAGCCUCUGCGGACCCGAGCGUAGCGUCCUCUACCGUCGAGAACAAAAUCCAAUUUCUUCGAUCCAAGAACCUCACCCAAGAGGAAAUCAACGCCGCUCUCGCUCGCACCGGCAGUCCAGUUCCAGCUGGCGCCGUGCCAUAUGCCUCCCCGGCCGGCUCGCCUCAACAGUACUAUCCUCCCUAUGCACAGCAAGCAUGGCAACCGCCUCCCCCUGUACCGCGAAGAGAUUGGCGAGACUGGUUUAUCAUGGCCACUGUCGUCAGCGGGGUAGGCUACGGCUUGUACUCGCUGAGCAAGCGAUAUGUUUAUCCUCUCAUCGCACCUCCCACCCCCGAAAGACUGGAGCAGGACAAGAAGUCGAUAGAGGAGCAGUUCGACAAAGCAUUUGCCUUGGUUGAACAGUUGGCCAAAGAUACCGAGGCUCUCAAAGCCGCCGAGCAACAGAGAACCGAGAGAUUGGACGGUGCAAUCUCUGAGCUCGAGACUGUCAUGUCGGACCUCAAGUCUGCCAAUCGCCGUCGGGAGGAUGAUGCCCAGCACAUCCGCGAGGAGGUCCAGGCGUUGAAGGACGCCAUUCCCAAGGCGAUGGAAAAUCAGAAGAUUGUCACUGACAAUCGAUUGUCCGAGAUCAACACGGAGCUCACCAGCCUCAAAACGCUCGUUUCCCAGAGAAUGGCACCAAGCUCCUCCACGCCUGCCACCACCACCGGCAGCAGCCCAUGCGCGCGCUCGUCCGGCGGUACACUUGGCGUUGGUCGACCUUCUACCUCGACGGCCACGACUCCUGCCGCGGCCACGGUCGAGAGCGUUGCCGAGAGCUCCAGCACACCAACGCCUGCAACCGCAGCUGCCGGCGAACCACCCAACAAGGGUCUCGCGCAAAGCUUCAGCCGACCGCCUGGGCUUACUAAUGGUGGCAGCAGUUCAACCAAGGCGUCGAUUCCUGCAUGGCAGAUGGCUGCAGCCCAGUCCGCGUCAAGCGCGACCACCGAAGGAGGCAGCAAGGAGGAUGGCGCCAGCUCUUGA